Molecule: messenger RNA, 1158 nt
Organism: Eruca vesicaria subsp. sativa (arugula)
Lineage: Eukaryota; Viridiplantae; Streptophyta; Magnoliopsida; Brassicales; Brassicaceae
Source: the annotation of a GenBank genome assembly
GAUCUUCCUCGGGAUCUCCUCAACACUCCAGAAACAUGUUGGACUACGAAUGGGACAACCCCUCCGCCGUUAUGAUAUCGGGAGAAGAGCGACACCAUCAACAGGACCUUGACACAACCCGAGCCUUGUCCAUUUUCGACCCGACCCAAACCAAUCAUCAUCAGUCUUCUAAUUACAACAACUUUUCUCCACCGAUGCUGUUUUCUUCGGCCAGCUUGUCUAACAUGCACCAACAACAUUUGACCGUCGCUUAUGGUGGUCAUCAUAUCCCAAACAACCAGUUCUUCUACGACUCACCACGCACCACCAGUACUAAUCCAUACGCCUACUCAUCCGAUUCCACCUACCAUGUUCACUCUUCUGCUUCAGCCUUGUUCUCAUUCGACCAAACACCUGGAUCCGCUUCUUCUUACAACUUCCUCAUACCAAAGACCGAAGUGGACGUCUCUCGGUCGUCGCUCGAUUUCAGCAGGAUCGGCCUCAACCUGGGGGGACGCACUUACUUCUCUGCCGGAGACGACGAUUUCGUGAGCAGGCUGUACAGGAGGUCUCGACCCGGUGAGCUGGGAAUGGGAAACUCCCUGAGCACUACUACUACUCCACGGUGCCAAGCGGAGAGAUGCAACGCAGAUCUGACCCACGCCAAACACUAUCACCGCCGCCACAAAGUGUGCGAAUUCCACUCAAAAGCUUCGACGGUUGUCGCCGCGGGGCUCAGCCAGCGCUUUUGCCAGCAAUGCAGCAGGUUCCAUUUGCUGUCGGAAUUCGACAACGGUAAACGGAGCUGCCGUAAGCGACUUGCUGACCAUAAUCGCCGCCGUCGUAAAUGUCACCAGUCAGCCUCCGCCACCCACGACAGCGGCAAACACACUCCGGAUAUUAUCACCACUCCAAAGUCAGCGAACGAUUCGGGUGUAAAGUCGUCGUCAGCGUCUCCAUCCAACGCGCCGACCCCAAUUUCAUUGGAAUGUUUCCGGCAAAGGCAGUUCCAAACUACAGCGUCGUCUUCCACGUCCCCAAUAUGGGGUAGCUUAGCUUCUACUUAUAAUAUUUAAGGUUGUCUUUGUUGUUGUUGGAGACCGAUAAGAAAUUAAUACUAGUUAUUUGGUCAUGUUACCUUUCCUACUUUCAAAUGUUUUAAAUGUGUGUUUGACUCAU